This is a messenger RNA of Austrofundulus limnaeus, 1618 nucleotides long. Its product is annotated as potassium channel subfamily K member 16. Gene Ontology annotation, biological process: potassium ion transmembrane transport; stabilization of membrane potential. The record is from RefSeq and is a predicted model, not a curated record. Gene Ontology annotation, cellular component: plasma membrane. The transcript has 5 exons. Bases 93 to 965 code for a protein of 290 amino acids. Gene Ontology annotation, molecular function: outward rectifier potassium channel activity; potassium ion leak channel activity. NCBI's taxonomy places the organism in Eukaryota, Metazoa, Chordata, Actinopteri, Cyprinodontiformes, Rivulidae.
UUGACUUUUACUCUUUUUCUUAAAAAAACACAUUUUAAAGACCGUUUGAAAGGGUCUGUUUGUGUCCUUUCUGCUGCUGCUGCAAGAGGCUGAUGGCGAGCUUUCCGUUGGCUCAGGUCAACCUGAGCUGGACGGCACUUUUUACUCUGGCCCACUUCACAUACUUGCUGAUCGGAGCCACCAUCUUCCAGAUGCUGGAGAGAGAAGCCGAGAGCAACAACCGAAACCACUUCCAGCUGGAGAAGCUGCAUUUCUUGGCCAAUUACACCUGCCUGGAUGGACCUGCGCUGGAGAAAUUCGUUCAGGUGAUUUUAUAUGCCUGGGAAAAGGGGGUAAAUCCCUCAGGCAACUCCACAAACCCCAGUAACUGGGAUUUUAGCAGCUCCUUCUUUUUUGCAGGGACUGUGGUCACAACUAUUGGUUAUGGCAACCUCUCCCCAAGCACCGUGUCCGGUCAGGUGUUUUGUGUGUUUUAUGCGCUAUGUGGGAUUCCACUGAACCUGGCUUUCCUCAAACAGCUGGGCAAGUGGCUCACCAUCCACCUGGGCCGACUGGAAAGAGGAAUGGUGGCGGUUGUUCCCCACAAGAGGGCAGUUGAAGCUUUGGCAGUGAGUUUAUUCUUCAUCACUGGCAGCCUGCUUUUUCUAGUCAUCCCUCCUCUGCUGUUCAGUUACGUGGAGGGUUGGUCGUUUGGCGAGGGCUUCUACUUUUCCUUCAUUACCCUCAGCACCAUUGGGUUUGGAGAUUAUGUUGUGGGGACCGACCCAGAGAAGGAGUACAUCUCUCUUUAUCGCAGCCUGGCAGGCGUCUGGAUCAUCUUUGCGCUGGCUUGGCUCGCUGUUAUCCUCAAUAUGGGAGCCAGAGUCAUGGAAAAUGUGGUUGUUCUGACUCAGCCGGGCUUUAAGAGACAAGAGGAGGAUGACAAAGUGUCCGCCAGUAAACUGGAGGUCACAUCAAAGAUCUGACAACUGACUCCAAAUCGUUUGCGAAUAAUACUGACUCGCUGCUAUAAACUGUAUUUUGUGUGAUAGUUUUUUUGUGAUAUCUUACAGUAGAAAAGCCUAUGAAAUGUAGCAGCUCAUCAUUUGUUAGCUAAAAUGCUAUGCACAUAUUUGUUCUGUGAUGCUUUGUUUUUGGUUCUACCUCAGACAAGCCAGAGUCUCGGUGAGAAAACAUAAUCGAUCUGUUGUUUUUUCCACUCUGACAGCUGUUCUACCAAACGGCUGCUAUGGAUCAGUGUUUACUUCUGUAUGUGCUCUUCUGAUUCGCACCCGUAUGAUUAGAUGUUCAAACAGGAAGCUACAGGUUGAGCUAUUGUUUCUUUUACAUCCUGCCACACUUGUGUAUUUUGUGUUUUCUGUGCUUGUGUGCUAAUGGGAAACUCCAGUGAACUGACCACAGAGGGCUAUCUUAAACAAACACAUCCAUCAAGAUGGUGAUGUGAGCUGGAAAAAGAGGAGGAUAGCUUAAAAGGGCAAAAACUGUGGCACCGUAUGAGGGUUAAAAUUAGUGCUGUACCAAACACUUAUUUUCUAAUCAAUUAAUCUAACAAUUAUUUUUUCGAUUAAUCGAUUAUUCUAACAACAAAUCUAAAAGUUAUUCUGAUGUGAGUGCACUG